AUACUUCGUCUCUCACGCUUCCUCUUUUUCUCCCUCGACUCCAGCCCGCGUCUGUUCCAUCAGCUACUUAAAGCUGAGGUCAGUCGCUUGCCCUUUCCUCUUCUUCCUAUUGUUUUUCCUCGUCUUGGAGCUCCCGAUCUCCAUCGAUUACGAGCUCCGAGAAGAUGACUUUCAAGUCGGUCUUUUGUUGUCUGCAGGAUGUUUUCCCCCAAGUAGAUCUUCGUAUCCUAAAGGCUGUUGCCAUUGAACAUUCAAAGGAUGUUGAUGCAGCUGUUGAAUUUGUUCUUUCAGAAGUUUUACCAUGUAUAAGUGAAUCAAGGGAUACAUCUUAUACUCUUGAUAAUGCUUAUGACAUGGAACAUUCACUUGCCAGUGCUGGAAUAAACAAGCAGGAUAGUUUGUUGGGACAUCAGGGAGCCAAAGAGAAUAGAAGUCUGCUCCCAGAACCACUUGUUGUAUGUGAAAGCACUUUUUCUGAUAUUUACACACAUGCAGCUAAUGCUAAGUCAUCAUGCAUGGAGAAAUCAGAAGGCAAAGGUUCACAUAUUGAACAUGUAGGUGGGCCAAAUAAGCCAAGUUUGUUAUUGUGUCCACAUGAAGCUGUUGAAGUUACUGCAAGUCCAUCAUCACAAGCAAAACUGAUGGAAGAUGUAAUAGACCUUAUUUUUGAUCAUACAAUUAAUUCUUUUCACUCAAAGCCACACUCCUUGGAUGAAAUAGUUAUGGACACUACACCUUCCAAUAUCCAUGUCCAUGAUCACCUAUCCAAUGCAGCACAUCGAAAGGCAGUCGAUCUGGUAGAACAAAUAGUUGAACCAAGUCAGGGAUUGGCAAAAGAUGAGUGUGUUUCUUUUGAUGGUAAUGUCCAAGAAUUGUAUAGGACAGAGGCUAACAGUACUGUAACAUGUGUUGGUGUGCAAGCUCAGCAUUUUUCAUCCUCAAUCCUUGAAGAUGGUACAGAUAUAAUGGAAUCUGGUGCUGCUGUAGAGAAGGAUAUGAAUGGUUAUGAAGGUGAACAUAAAGAACAAUUAUCAAGAUGUUUAACAGAGGCUGCAAAUAUCCAGGAUUUAUGUGAUUUAGAAGUUAAUCACUCUGUUGUAACUUCCUUUACCCCGUGUGGUGAUAUCUCAUCAUCUAAUCUUGAAAACAGUACGGACUCUGUGAAGUGUGAAACUGGACAUGUGAAUACCGACACUUCUAUAUCUGAAUUUGAAAAACAGCAGCCGAGGUGUCUUACUGAGAAUGAUGCUGAGUUGUUGGCCUUUGAGAAUAAGAUGGCUUCUGUGGGUGAUAAUUGUCAAUCUUCCAUGGUAGCUACUCAAUCUGGCCAGGAUGUAAACAUUAAUUUUCUCAAAGAUUUUAUCCUUGAUGCUAAAAACAGCAAGAAAACAUUGGCAUCUGCCUUGGAAUCAGUUAUUAAUAUGGUAAAAGCAGUAGAGCUUCAUGAGGAGAGAGCCAAACAAGCUAAAGAAGAAGUUAUCAUGGCUGGUCAGGAUAUUCUUACCAAGGUGGAGGACCUCAAACAGAUGGUGAAACAUGCACAGGAAUCAAACGAUAAGAGAGCUGGGGAAGUUUAUCAUGAGAAAUCCAUAUUAACAACUGAAGUUCAGGAGCUUCAGUCCCGGCUUAUCAAUAUGUCAGAUGAAAGAAACAAAUCCCUUUUAAUCCUUGACAAGAUUCGCCAAAAUCUUGAAGCACGAUUAGCUGCUGCAGAGGAAGCACGGGCAAGAGCUGAGCAGGAAAAGCUUGAAAAGGAAGAAUUGGCUCGCCAGGUUCUUAACGAGGAGGCCACCAUCAUGAUGACCGUGGAGCAUGAGUCCAGAAGACUCCAACAGGAAGCAGAGGAGAACUCCAAGUUGAGGGAGUUCUUAAUGGAUCGUGGCCGCAUUCUUGACAUCUUGCAAGGAGAGAUAGCCGUUAUUUGUGAGAAUGUGCUGUUGUUCAAAGAAAGAGUUGAUGGACAUGCUUCACUCAACAAAUCAAAAACAUUGCUGACUUGCAGCUCGGCCUCCUCAACCAGCUCUUUAUAUAAUAAAAGGUUAUUCUCUGACCAAGUUCUUCAUCCUCCAGAUAGAGAGAGCUCAAGAAUUAAUGAAAAGUCAUCUGAAAAUGAGCUUCUGGAAGGAUUUGUCUGCGAGAAUCACGAUGCAUCUCUUGAUGAUGACUGGGAAAUUUGUGAUGCUUAGACUGAGGUGUACAGCUGAUAACCUGUGGUUAUGUCUGAACAGCUUGUAUCAGAUAUUGAAGGCUUGCUUCUUGACCUGCAUCAAAUUAUCCUUCCAUUUCCCUUUUUGGUUUCUUAAAAGUAAGAUAGGAACUACAUUAAAGAUUGUCUAUGCAUCAGUUGUACACAUGUAUGGUUGAUUGCCACUCUUUGCAGUUGUAAAUAUGUGUGUGUUCAUCUUAAAAACACUUUUAUUCCAAUCCCUUCUUCAA
Elaeis guineensis (African oil palm) is the source of this 2436-nucleotide messenger RNA. RefSeq lists its product as uncharacterized. Lineage: Eukaryota; Viridiplantae; Streptophyta; Magnoliopsida; Arecales; Arecaceae. Gene Ontology annotation, molecular function: ubiquitin binding. The record is from RefSeq and is a predicted model, not a curated record.